Molecule: messenger RNA, 766 nt
Organism: Neurospora tetrasperma FGSC 2508
Lineage: Eukaryota; Fungi; Ascomycota; Sordariomycetes; Sordariales; Sordariaceae
Exons: 3
Coding region: 1-540 (179 amino acids)
Cellular component (GO): NuA4 histone acetyltransferase complex
Source: RefSeq, a predicted model, not a curated record
AUGGGCGCGGCAGACGGCGCAGCUGGUAUCCCAUACUACGAAAAGCAGCGACAACAUCUCAAAGAGCUGCUGAACAAGAAGAAGCUUUUGGAAAAACGUCUGCUUGCGCAAGAAGAAUCCAUCUACCAAAAAGAAACCGAGUAUCUCGAAAACACGCCAGCGGGCAACAUCAUUACGGGCUUCGACAACUACACCAAAGGCACCGCCAACGUCGCAGCACAGCGCAGGAAGACGGGAUUGACAGACGCGAACCGUGUCUUCUCCAGGAGUUCGAUAUCGUAUAAUCCGGCGGCUCAACAAGAAUCACAAACACCCGCCUCUUCAGCCCCGGCUUCCCACGCGCCGACGCCGGUGUCUACAUCGUUCAAUAACAAGGACGGCGCAUCGAGUGCGCCCACGCCCACUUCGGCCACGGCCGGUAAGGCGAACUCCAAGAAGAAAAAAGCGGCGACGUCAGGUGGUGCGGGAGUUGAAGAUAGCGAGACGGAUUCGAGAGAGACGAAGAAGGCGAGGACGAACUUUGGGGCUGUUCGCAAGUAAAUCUGUUGUGGCCACGGGUGAGAAGAGUUUGAUCUGGGUUGAGGUUGGGUUUUUGUGUGCGAGGGUUUCUCGAUUCUGCAUAGGAGGCAGUAUUGGAUGGUACAUGGCGUUUUUGGAUUGCUUGGAUGGGUUGAAUGGAUUAAGCAGAGCGCGGCGUUUGGGGACGGGCAUUGAUAUCAAUUUUAUUCGCUAUUCGAAAUAAGCCAUCAAGACAACGAGUUUAUCA